Molecule: messenger RNA, 453 nt
Organism: Diaporthe citri
Lineage: Eukaryota; Fungi; Ascomycota; Sordariomycetes; Diaporthales; Diaporthaceae
Exons: 5
Coding region: 1-453 (150 amino acids)
Source: RefSeq, a predicted model, not a curated record
AUGUCUCUGCACUACCUUCCUCCCGUCAAGCCCUCGGCCAUCGCCCUGGGAGCCGUCUUCAACCAGAGUGUUGAGACAGCCGUCCUGAGCCCUCUGUUCGGUCAGGCCUACCAGAGUGCUAAGCGCGCCAACUCCAGCGAGCAGUUCAUCCAGUCCAAGGAGGCCACAUCUGUCGCCGUCGCCUGGGGCACGACCGCUGUCGGAUCCGCCCUGCAGAGUUAUGGUGUUGGAGCCCUGAUCAACGCAACUGGGACCCUGUCCUACAAGGGCGCGGCCUACCUCGGUGGCCUCAUCUUCCUGGCCACCUCUGCUCCUACCUUCAUUGCCCAAGUGUUCCAGGAGAAGCGCGCCCUCGAGACCGUCGGUAUCUCCGUCGUCGCCAAGGCCUUCGAGACCAUUGGACUGGCAACCUUCCUGACCUGGUGGGGCACCCGGACGAACCCCUUCGAGUAA